AUGAAAUUAGCUGAUCGUAAGAAAUUUUCUGUUCAUUUGGAUAUGUCUGCUUUAAAAUAGAUUAUCCAAACUGCUCAUCCACUUUCCACUAAACGUAAAAUUGAUACUACACCAACUAGUCCAAAUACCUCAGGAUUAGUAUCUGAUAAAUAUUUCAAGCCAGUUCAACCUUUACAUACAAAUAACAAUCUAAACAAUACUAACACAAUACAAAAUAUAAUACUAAACUUUAAAAAUAAAGCUAACAAAGAAAAAGAGAAUUUUUCAAUUUCAACUAUGACAAAGUUUCCACUUUUGAUUGAUUAGUUUAUUCGAUUAUUUAAUUUGAGUAAAAGUGAAUUACUUGAAGUUUAACAAAUGAAACAAGUUUAUUAUUACAAAUAAUCUAAAAUUUAAUAAGAUGGUUAAAAUGGAGAAUAUUUAUGUUAUGCUAAAGAUCAUAUUAAAUAUUAAUAUGAAAUUAUUAAUCUUAUUGGAUAAGGUAGUUUUGGUUAAGUGUUUUAAGUUUUGGAUCAUAAAACUUAAAAAACAUUUGCACUAAAAAUCAUAAGAAAUCAAGAUAAAUUAAAAAAAUAGGCAUUAGUAGAAGCAAAUUUAUUAAUGAUGAUUAAAGAAAGAGAUCCAUAGAAUAAAUCUAAUAUAGUGAGAAUAGAAGAAUAAUUUAUUUUUAGAGGACAUUAAUGCAUAGUAUUUGAAAAGUUAGAAUUUAAUUUAUUUGAAGUUUUAAAACAAUAAAAAUUUAGAGGGUUAGAUUAUGAAACUUUAAGAAAAUUUUCAUAUUAAAUUUUAGUAUCUUUGAAUUAUUUACACAAACUCAAUAUUAUUCAUUGUGAUUUAAAGCCUGAAAAUGUUAUGGUAUAAGAUAUGAAAUCAAAGAUCAUUAAAUUAGUAGAUUUUGGUUCUGGAUGUAUAGAUGGAAAUUAGGUCUACACAUAUAUAUAAAGCAGGUAUUCUAUCUUUUAUUAACUAUUAGAUAUUAUAGAGCUCCAGAAGUGAUCUUUGGUUUGAAAUAUGGAAUGGAAAUAGAUAUGUGGAGUUUUGCUUGCUUAGUAUCUGAAAUUCAUACUGGAUAACCAAUCUUUCCUGGAGAUAAUGAACUUGAAUAAUUUAAUUUGAUUAUGGAAGUUAUUGGAGCUCCAACUACUGAAUUUGCAUUAAAAUGUCCAAGAAAGAAACAUUUCUUUGAUGAAAAUGGUUAACCAAAAAAAACUAUCAAAACUUAUAGAAAACCUUAAUCCAUUUCAUUAUAAGAAAUUCUUAAAACUACAGAUGAAGACUUUAUUGAUUUUCUUUAAAAAUGUUUUACUUGGGAUGCUGAAUCAAGACUUAAACCUCAAGAUGCUUUAAAUCAUCCUUGGAUUUUAUCCAUAACUCCAAAAGAAAAUAGUUCCAAAUUGAAUAAUAAAUUCUUUAAUGAUACAGACUCUAAUAGUGCUUUUAAAAAAUCAAAAACAUAAACAAAUACAAUAUUAAAGGAAUUUGAAAAAAAACUAAGUAAGGAUAACAUUUUUCUAAAAUUAUAACAAACUCGAACUUUAAUAGCUAAUAACACUUUUGAAAAUAAGCCAGGUAUUUUCAUAUAAAUAAGUAUUGUUUAGUGCUGAGCAACAGGUAUGUUAAUGAUAAACCAACUUCAUCAGAUAGAAUAAGAUCGAAUAUAGCCCAUUCUAUACAUUAAAUAUUAUCAUGUAGAUAACAUAAUGCAAGUAACACUUAGUUUAUAAGAAAACCUUCUUUAGGAUGAU
Paramecium pentaurelia is the source of this 1745-nucleotide messenger RNA. The record is from the annotation of a GenBank genome assembly. NCBI's taxonomy places the organism in Eukaryota, Ciliophora, Oligohymenophorea, Peniculida, Parameciidae.